AUGGGUGGCAAGAGUGGCUAUCCACGCCAUUACAAUGUUGAUAUCAGUGGGGCGGGGGACGAUUUGGGGUAUCAUGGGCUGGAAAGAGAAAUCACGAGGCUGGAACAUUGGCCCCGCUACGAAAGACAUUGGACAUACCGGUACGCCGAGGAAAGAUUGGGACUCGCAGCUGCUAAAUGGUGUGCCCCGCUUGGUGGUAAACCCGGGUUUGAUAUCGAUAUCAGACGAUGGCAGACCGAAGCCCGUAGCCUGCGGCCACAGACGGCCCGCCGAGGGCUCCUGACCCGAGAGAUUGCUGCUCCCUGUGUACUGACCAUUCUGCUCUGGGUGCUAUCAGACAUCUUGCCCGCAAUCUUUCUACUCGACACCACCCGCCGCCCUCUGCUCUUACCCUACCCCAGGCCCAGAUCCAGGUCCAGGUCUCCAAUGGCUUCUUCCAACCCGUCCUCCUCCUCCUCCUCUGGCGCCACAAGUGCCAGAGGAGGAGGAGGAAGCGUGGUGCCUAUCCGUCGCGCUGCGGGAACCUUCUUCCAGCUGCUUCAUCUCCCGGUCGAGCUCAGGCUGGAGAUUGGCGACUGCCUCGACCUCAGCGACGCCAUGCACAUGGCCAGGAGUUGCCGGCAGCUGCGCGACGAAUACCUCCACAUCGUGUAUCGGCGCGACGUCUGGUCGGCCAACCCGCGGGCCCUCACCUUUGCCGUCAUCCAACGCGUGCCCAGCACCAUCACGCGCGUGCUGGCGGUCCUGCCGCCUCACCCCAGCAACAUGUCGCUGGAUCUGGUCCGGACCAGCGACCGAGUCGAGCUGAUUCCCCUCAUCUGCGCCAUCAGGACGAACGACGACGACUUCCUCUUGUUCCUGCUGCAGAACGGCGCUGACCCCAACGCCAGGUCGCCGUCCUCGCGCCGCAGCGUGCUGGGCACCACCCUGCACUUCGCCCUGACACCGGUGCUCCUCUGCCCGGAGAGCGCCAUCACCGCCAUGCUGCUCCACGGCGGUGCCAACCCCAAUUCCUUCGUCCGCAGGCGCAGGCGCAUGCCGGCCCCCGCCGCCGCCGUCUCCAGACUGGCCGAGCACCCGCUCAGGCUCCUGUUUAGCGCCUACGCCACCCGCGGCCCCUGCCCCGUCCACCCCGAGAGCCGCUGCCUGCUCCGCAUCGUCGGAGCCUUCGCUAGCGCCGGCCUCGACCUCAGGGGCGUCGUCCCCGCAUCCGUGCUUCGCAUCUGGCUCGGCAAGCUCCCCAACCACGGCCAGAAUCCUCUGCGCCACGGCGUCCACCGCACGCUGCUCAAUCGCCGUGUCCCCGGGUGCUCGUUCGUUCCGAUCGCGGGUGGUUCGUUUACUUUUUAA
Molecule: messenger RNA, 1350 nt
Organism: Lasiosphaeria miniovina
Lineage: Eukaryota; Fungi; Ascomycota; Sordariomycetes; Sordariales; Lasiosphaeriaceae
Exons: 4
Coding region: 1-1350 (449 amino acids)
Molecular function (GO): protein binding
Source: RefSeq, a predicted model, not a curated record